CACCGAGCCCACGUCCACUCCUGCUCCCACUGUUUCCAUCCUUAACUCUCUCGAAGAUUACUCUUUAGUUUUCAUGCUUCUGCAUCCUUUUCACGCCUUAUUUUUAAUCUCUCUAUGCUCUAUCCCCCAUUUACUCCAUCGCUUGCAUUGCUUUUCUCACAACCACCAUCCGUAUCGUGUCGUCGAUCUCCAGACGAUCUAAUCGUUGAAAAAGAGCGCUAUUGCCUGAUUGGCGACAGCCUGGACGAAGCCUUCGUGGACUUGAUUGUGGGUCUGGAGCCCUUCUGGAAUCCACGCAACCCCAAGCCGCCGACGCCAAAGUUGCCCACACCCACGCCCGAGGAGCUGGCCGCCAUGGAGGCAGCGCGUGCGGAAGCGGAAGCCGCCGCUGCUGCCGAGGCGGAAGCGAAAGCAGCCGCUGCUGGUGCCGAGGCUGGAGCCGAGGGCGAGGGAGAAGCGCCCGGAGAACCGGGUGCACCACCCAAGGAGCCGACUCCGCCGCCCAAGGAGCCAACACCUCCACCACCACCACCGCCGCCAUUCGAGUACUCGAUCGAUCUGCCCCCAGAGGGUGCCGAGGUGCCUUAUGUCAAGAACUACGAGCCACCACCACCCGGAUCCGAGCCAGAGCCAGCGCCAGCGGCUGAGGGAGAGGCUGCUCCGGCUGCUGAUGGUGCUGCUCCACCUGCUGAGGGUGCUGCUCCGGCUGCCGAAGGAGCUGCUCCUCCAGCUGAAGGUGCUGCUCCUCCAGCUGAGGGUGCUGCUCCUCCGGCUGAAGGUGCUGCUCCAGCUCCCGCAGAAGGAGCUGCUCCAGCUGCUGAGGGUGAAGCCGCACCGGCUGCCGAGGCGGCUCCUGCUGCUGAAGCUGCUCCGGCUGCUGAAGCUGCUCCUGCUGCUGAGGCUGCUCCUGCUGCCGAAGCUGCUCCUGCUGCCGAAGCUGCUCCUGCUGCCGAAGGCGAGGCACCACCAGCUUAAACCAACGAACCAAGCCAAUCCCCGCCAGAAAGUGCUGCACAAGACCGAAAGAAUAAACCACAACUGCUACCAAAUGCUGCCCCUGCUUUUAAAAACCUAAAAUUAAGAGCACGUUUUUUGGAAACAUUUUUUAUUCACAAAACCGAACGAAAAAUCGAAUUAAAAAGAGUUCAGUUAACCGACUAAGCAUUGCAAAAACCAAAA
Messenger RNA from Drosophila serrata, 1179 nucleotides. RefSeq names its product tropomyosin 1 (gene Tm1). Lineage: Eukaryota; Metazoa; Arthropoda; Insecta; Diptera; Drosophilidae. The record is from RefSeq and is a predicted model, not a curated record.